Molecule: messenger RNA, 1071 nt
Organism: Pipistrellus nathusii (Nathusius's pipistrelle)
Lineage: Eukaryota; Metazoa; Chordata; Mammalia; Chiroptera; Vespertilionidae
Source: the annotation of a GenBank genome assembly
AUGACGCUGAGGCUCCUGGAAGACUGGUGCAGGGGGAUGGACAUGAACCCUCGGAAGGCGCUGUUGAUCGCCGGCAUCCCCCAGUCCUGUAACGCGGCCGAAAUCGAGGAGGCUCUGCGCGCCGGGCUAGCGCCCUUGGGCGAGCACAGGCUGCUGGGGAGGAUGUUCCGGAGGGACGAGAACAGGAAGGUAGCCUUAGUGGGGCUCACCCAGGAGACCAGUGUUGCUCUGGUCCCGAAGGAGAUACCCGGGAAAGGGGGGAGUUGGAGAGUGAUCUUUAAGCCCCCUGACCCGGAAAAUGAGUUUCUAACCAGGCUAACCGCAUUCUUAGAAAGAGAGGGCAUGACACUAGGGGAGCUGACCAGAGCUUUUGGGUAUGGGAACGACCCUCUUGACCCAGACCAGAACCCCAUCCCAGAAGCGCGGGCCCCCCUGUUGGCACAGGCGCUAGAUGAGGCUCUCCAGCCUGCCCUGCAAUACGUGAGCUACAAAAAGCUGAGGGUAUUCUCGGGCAAUGACCCCCCAAGGCCUGGCGAAGAAGACUUUGAAUCCUGGCUGUUUCACACCACUCAGAUGAUGAAGGGCUGGCAGGUGUCAGAUGCCGAGAAAAGACGGCGACUGAUAGAGAGCCUUAGAAGCCCAGCCUCCGAUGUCAUUCGUGUCCUCAAGAUAAACAACCCUUUCAUUAAGGUCCCCGAAUGCCUGAAGGCUCUUGAGCAGAUUUUUGGGCUUAUUAAUAAUCCUAGGGAGAUGCAGAUCCAAUAUCUGAGGACGCACCAGGAUGAGGAAGAGAAAUUGUGUGCUUACAUACUAAGGCUGGAGCCUCUGCUACAGAAACUGGUAAAGAGGGGAACGAUUGAGAGAGAGUUUGUGAAUCGGGCCCGCCUGGACCAAAUCAUUGCUGGAGUAGGGGACAAAUCGCAGCGCAAGCGGCUUGCUCAGCUGGAGGAGAACGGCGUGGCCCCUGGCUUGUUAGACCUCCUGCAGCUGAUAAAGGUUCAAGAGGCAAGUGACUCAGAGAAAGAGGAGGUGGUUCUCCAGGCAAAGUUAAUAGAGGGGCAUUACACCUGA